Molecule: messenger RNA, 5047 nt
Organism: Acinonyx jubatus (cheetah)
Lineage: Eukaryota; Metazoa; Chordata; Mammalia; Carnivora; Felidae
Product: hornerin-like
Exons: 3
Coding region: 163-4110 (1315 amino acids)
Biological process (GO): establishment of skin barrier
Cellular component (GO): keratohyalin granule; cornified envelope
Molecular function (GO): transition metal ion binding; calcium ion binding
Source: RefSeq, a predicted model, not a curated record
UUAUUUGUGGUGAAUCAGGACAUCUCAGGACAGCUCCUCCCUAAGAUGGACCAUUAUCCCCUCUAUAAAAAGGCCACUAUCCCCAAUUAGCAGCACCCUGUAAGCCAUUCCAGUCUCCAUCUGACUUGUUCCUCUGGUGAACUAGGUUAAAUUUACAAAAAGAUGCCUAAACUCCUACAUGGCAUUGUCACUGUCAUUGAUCUUUUCUACCAAUAUGCCACCCAGGAUGGGGAAUGUGACACAUUGAAUAAGGCAGAACUGAAAGAACUUUUGGAAAAUGAGUUUCAACAAAUUCUGAAGAAUCCAGAUGAUCCAGACACUGUAGAUAUCAUCAUGCAAAAUCUGGAUCAAGAUCAUGACAAGAAAGUGGAUUUUACUGAGUAUCUUCUGAUGAUAUUCAAAUUGGCUCAGGCUUGUAAUAAAAUCAUUGGCAAAGAUUACUGCCAAGCUUCAGGGUCAAAGCAGACAGACCACAGUCACCAGUACCAAGAGGAACAGAAUGAAACAGAAGAGGAGGACAGAAGGCAAGGUCAUUCAGGGUCAAGUACAGAAGAGAAUAAUUCCUAUUCUGGGGGCUCCAGAAGAAGGAUUAAACACAGGCCUGGGUCCAGCUCCAGAAGAAUGGGUCAUCAAGGAGGCUUAUCUAGUUCAGAGCACAGGCAAAGCUCUGGGGAAAGGAGAGAGUCAAGUUCAGGCCACUUCAAGGAUAGUAAGAAAAACAAGCAUGGCUCUCAUCAGCAAGAGAGAUCUGAGAGUCAUUCUUCUGGUCAGAGGCAACACAGAUCCAAUUCAAGUGGUCAAUCGGGACUUGGUAGACAACAAAAACAGAGUUCUGAAUCAAGAGAGUCUUCAAGUUAUGAGGGAUAUGGGUCUGAAUCAGGCCAGUCCAUAAGCAAUGGCAAAACUCAUUCAAGCUCCUAUGAGUCCUCUACUCAGAGAAAACAUAGCAGCAGCUCUAGUUAUCAGUCAGGAGGGUAUGGAAGACAAAAGCAUGGGUCUGGCUCGGUUCAGUCUUCUGCCUCUGGUCACCAUGGGUCUGGCUCAGGACAGUCUUCUAACCACAGUCACAAAGAACAUGGAUCUGGACAGUCUUCUAGCUAUGGACAAUAUGGUUCUGGCUCCAGUUAUCCUUCUAGGCAAAAAUAUCACGAAUCCAACUCAGGUGGUUAUCCAGGGAGUUGUGGAAGACAAAAUCAAGGGUCUUGGUCAGGCCAUUCCUCUAAUUAUGGAAAAUAUGGAUCUGGUUCUAAUCAAUCUUCUAGUCAGAAAUACCAUGAGUCUAGCUCAGGAUCCAGUUUAGGUGAGUCAUCAAGCUGUGGACAACAUGGAUCUGGAUCAGGUCAGUCCUCUGGCUAUGAACAACAUAGAUUUGGCUCAGGUCAGUCUUCUGGCUUUGGGCAACAUGGGUCUGGCUUAGGUCAAUCCUCUAGUUAUGGACAAAAUAGUUCUACUUCAGGACAAUUAUCAAGCUGUGGACACUAUGGAUAUGGCUCAGGUGAGUCUUCUAGCCAUAGCCGACAUAGGUCUGGUUCAGGAGAGUCUUCUAGCUAUGAACGACAUAGGUCUCGCCAAAGUCGAUCUUCUAGCCACAGGAGACAUGGGUCUGGGUCAAGAGAGUCUUCUAGCUAUGGACGACAUAGGUCUGGCUCAAGUCGAUCUUCUAGCCACAGCCAACACAGAUCAGGCCAGUCUUCUGGCUAUGGCCAACACAGAUCUGGCUCAAGUCAGUCCUCUAGGUAUGGCCAUCAUGGGUCUGGAUCAGGUCAAUCUUCUGGCUUUGGGCAACAUGAGUCUAGCUCAGGAGAAUCUUUUGGCACUGAGCAUGGAUCUGGCUUAGGUCAGUCAUCAAGCUCUGGACAGCAUGAAUCUGGAUAUGGUCAAUCCUCUGGCUAUGGACAACAUGGUUCUGCUUCUGGACAGUCAUCAAGCUGUGGUCAACCCGCAUCUGGAUCAGGUCAGUCUUCUGGCUUUGGGCAACAUGGCUAUGAAUCAGGUCAAUCUUCUAGCUAUGGUCAACACAGGUCUGGAUCAGGACAGUUUUAUGGCCAUGGUCAACAUGGUUCUGGCUCAAGUCAAUCUUCUAGCUAUGGACAAUAUGGUUCUGCUUCAGGACAGUCAUCAAGCUGUGGGCAACAUGCAUCUGGAUCAGGACAGUCUUCUAGCCAUGGUCAACACAGAUCUGGCUCAAGUCAGUCCUCUAGAUAUGGUCAUCAUGAGUCCAGAUCAGGUCAGUCUUCUGGCUUUGGGCACCAUGGGUCUGGAUCAGGUCAGUCUUCUAGCCACAGCCAACAUGGGUUUGGAUCAGGCCAGUCUUCUGGCUUUGGGCAACACAGGUCUGGAUCAGGUCAAUCUUCUAGCCUUGGUCAUCAUGAGUCUGGAUCAGGACAGUCUUCUGGCUAUGGUCAGUAUGGUUCUGGAUCAGUUCAAUCCUCUAGCUAUGGACAAUAUGGUUCUGCUUCUGGACAGUCAUCAAGAUGUGGUCAACAUGCAUCUGGAACAGGACAGUCUUCUGGCUAUGGUCAACACAGAUCUAGCUCAAGUGAGUCCUCUAGAUAUGGCUAUCAUGGGUCUGGAUCAGGCCAAUCUUCUGGUUUGGGGCAUUAUGGGUCUAGAUCAGGUCAGUCUUCUAGCUUUGGGCAACAUGAAUAUAGCUCAGGAGAGUCUUCUGGCACUGAGCAUGGAUCUGGCUUAGGUCAGUCAUCAAGCUCUGCACAGCACGAAUCUGGAUAUGGUCAAUCCUCUAGCUGUGGACAACAUGGUUUUGCUUCUGGACAGUCAUCAAGCUGUGGUCAACAUGCAUCUGGAUCAGGUCAGUCUUCUGGCUUUGGGCAACAUGGGUCCAGAACUGGUCAGUCUUCUAGCUAUGGCCAGCAUGGGUCUGGAUCAGGUCAGUCUUCUUGCUUUGGGCAACAUGGGUCCAGAACUGGUCAGUCUUCUAGCUAUGGCCAGCAUGCAUCUGGAUCAGGUCAGUCUUCUGGCUUUGGGCAACAUGCCUAUGAAUCAGGUCAAUCUUCUAGCUAUGGUCAACACAGGUCUGGAUCAGGACAGUUUUAUGGCCAUGGUCAACAUGGUUCUGGCUCAAGUCAAUCCUCUAGCUAUGGACAAUAUGGUUCUGCUUCAGGACAGUCAUCAAGCUGCAGGCAACAUGCAUCUGGAUCAGGACAGUCUUCUAGCCAUGGCCAACAUAGAUCUGGCUCAGGUCAGUCCUCUCGAUAUGGUUACCAUGAGUCUGGGUCAGGGCAGUCUUCUGGCUUUGGGCAAUAUGGGUCUGGAUCUAGUCAGUCGUCUAGCUAUGGCCAGAAUGGGUCCGGAUCAGGUCAGUCUUUUGGCUCUGGACAACAUUGGUCUGGAUCAGGUCAAUCUUCUAGCUGUAGACGACACAGAUCUAGCUCAGGUCAAUGUUCUAGUUCUGAACAAUAUGGGUCUGGCCCAUGUCACUCAUCUAGCUCUGAGCAGUGUGGUUCUAGAUCUGGUCAGUGUUCUAGCUCUGAGCAAUAUAGGUAUGGCUCAUGUCACUCAUCUACCUCUGGACAAUGUGGUUCUAGAUCUGGUCAGUGUUCUAGCUAUGAGCAACAAGGGAGAUAUAGGUCAAGUUCAAGUGGAACUCAUAAUGAAUACAACAGACCCCAUAUGGGCUCAAUCCCUAAUCAAUCAAGAAGAAAUAGCCAGGAAUGGUCAGGGUGCGGCCAAAAAGAAAGAAGUAGGUGUUACAGCCUAUCAGGUAGUAGGCCUGAUGUAUAUGAGAGUAUUCAUGGACAAUCAAGAACAUGUAUGCAACAAAGCCAAGGAUGGAGCCAAGGUCCAUGGGAAUCUGGCUUCAUCGAAUCAAACUGUAAUGAAGGGCAAUCAGGAAGCAGUUGCAGACAAGUAGAAAGCUCCUCGAAUUGUAGCUCUGGACAAUUGAUACCCUCUUUUGGACAGUCUAGAUCCAACACUACCAAUACAUUGUUAAUUUGCAAGGAGGAUAACAGACAAGGUGACUACUGUUAUAAAAGAGGAGGAGAUAACUGUGCAGGGGGAAGUACCGGCCCAAGUUCCCAUAAUUUCCACAGCAGCACACCACUGUAUGAAUAUAUCCAAGAGCAGCGUGCCAAUUCUAAGGAUAAAUAAUAAAUAGAAGUGAAAUUCAUUCAAGUAGCCAUUUAAGAAAUACAGCACUGUUACAGAUAAGCAAUUCAUUAUAAAACUUCUUUUAAAAGUGGGUGUAUCUGUUUCUUCUUCUAAACACGUAACUGUACUCUAUUCCUUGUUAUUAAGGUUCCCUCAGAGAAUGUAGGAUAUGUGAGCACUUUGUUAGGAAAUACUGAGUUGAACAAAUUAUGUGUGGGACUACAUUUGAAAGAAUAAUACAAAGCAUAUGAGGAGCACGGGGUUUAGUUGAGAUAUCAUUUCAAGAGCUCAUUAGUCAUUUUAAGAUGCCAAAGCCAAACUUUCACCCCUAAAGAACAAAGUAUUAGAAAUGCAUUACCAGUUCUGGAUCCAAAGCCUCUCUUACAGAAACAUGGAUCAUAAUUUUUGGUGCUCCCCACAUUGGAUGGUGAUGGAAUGGAGAGAUCCUAAAAGGAAAAGUACGCGUUGGUAGUUUCUUUGCCCAUCAAAACCACCAAGACCCUAUUUUUGGGUAAAUCUUUCAUCAAUAAGCUAACAAAUGGCAUUAAAAAGUGGCACUAGGAGCUUCUCCCUCACCAGUGAAUAAAAGCAUUCUUUCUUAAAGAGCAGGGAUGGAUAUUUUCAUGAUUAAAGGAUACAAAUGUGGACUCUAACUUGGUUUCAGCAAUAAAGCUCUUGCCCCCUCCUCCUAAGGAUUUGCUCCAGGUUAAAAAAGGAAGAGCAAUAGCAUGGAAAUAUACUGUCUCCAAACUACUUUUGUAGUUCAUUGGUCUUUCAGUGUAGGAAAAUAUCAUUUAUGCCCAGAUGGAAAGGAAGACUAUCUACCACUGCUAUAUUGCUCCUUGAUUUGACUAUAAUAUAUUUGUUUCAAGUCUUUGGAUUCAAAUUACUGGAUAUCAUUAAAAUUGACAGCAAAUUAUGAUGAUCAUAUACUAAA